Molecule: messenger RNA, 2644 nt
Organism: Aethina tumida (small hive beetle)
Lineage: Eukaryota; Metazoa; Arthropoda; Insecta; Coleoptera; Nitidulidae
Product: centromere-associated protein E-like
Exons: 3
Coding region: 33-2591 (852 amino acids)
Source: RefSeq, a predicted model, not a curated record
AUGUCCUGACCUCAGUUGAAGCCGGAAAGCAUAUGGAUUUAAUUUGCCGAUUAUUAGGAAUUAAGGAUAAAGACAAUAUUGAAAAACUAUUUUUAUUGGCAAAGACUAGAACUAGGGUGCCCUCUAUUGUGAGCAGAGCAAAAACUUUAGGCGAUGAAGAGCAUAAGUUAGCUGAUGAUUUGAACGCAGCUUUAGACCAUGCAAUUGAAGAAAAAACUAAGUUAUCACCAGAUGAAAUUGAUAGCGUUGUAGAAAAAUAUUUAAAUCAGUUGGAUAAUAAAGAUAAUAUACCACAAACCCCUGUGAUAGCAUCCCGUCAGAAAGAAGUCGAACCAGAAUCUCCUACAGAACCAUUAGAUAAUAGCAUUGUUUCGAAGACAGAUGAGAUUGAACCAAAACCAAAGUCUCUUUUCGACAGCUUAAGAGAAAGACUGGCUGCUAGAAUGCCAACUCCCAAACCCCAUGUACAAAAGUUUAUACCUCAUAGCGAUGGUCUUGAUGAUCAAAUGACCAGUGAUCCUGUAGAAGAGUCGUUAGUACCUAAAUCAAGACAUGGAGACAGUGAUGAUUUUGCAAGUAAACCAAUAUUACAACCUAAGAACACACUUGAAUCAGUAAAUCAAGUUGUUGAACCGGAAUCUGUUGGGUCAAGCAAAGACGUUGAAGAUCAUUUGAACAACAUUAAUUUUGACAAUCCAGCUGAUGCCAAAGAUAUUCUGGAGAAUUUAAAGAAACAAGUUUCAAAUGCUCAAGGAAACGAGGAUUUGGACAGAGCCAAAAGUGUUUUAGAACGUAUUCAAACAAUGGUUAAAGAUUUAGAAGAACAUGAAAGAAAUAAAUUAAAUACUAAAAGAAAAUUGGAUUUAAUUGAAGAGAGUCUUAAUAAGGAUAACGAAAAUGAAGCUCCCACUAUACUAAGUCGCUCAAAUGAUAACACCGAGAAACCGGAACCAACGGAAAACAAAGAAAUUGAAGAUAAAUUAACACUUAAUAAAAUGAACAAUUUACCAGAACCAACAGAAAUGAAAAAUGAAGACAAUACAUUAGAGGCAACUAACAAAGUAACACCCCAAAAAUUCGACUCAGAAGAUCCCAGCUCAAAUGCACAAAAACCAGAAGAAUUGAAACCUAGAAUGUUAGAUACCCUUUCCAAAAAUCUUAUUGAACAACCUAAGAAAAAUGAUAUACUAGAAAACAUAAGAAACAAAUUAAAAAAUCGUGAAAAUACGUUGGGCAAACUUGAAUUACCACACAAAUCUCUUUUUGAGAAUAAGAAGGCAUCGAUGGAUUCACUAACUAAACGAAAUGAUAUGGGAACUCUAAAAGAACCAAAUACUCAAAAUGAUAAAAUACCAAGUAACAAAAUCUCUAGUGACUUAUUCGACUUUAUAAAAAAAUCUCGAGAAGAGGUUUUACAAAAACAAGCAGAGUUAUUAAAAAUGCAAGAAGAACAACGUGAAAAUCUUUUGGAAAGUAUCAAAAACAAAUUUUUAAGUAAUACACCACAAAUUUCUGAUUCAAAGUCACCUAUAGAACAGGCAAAAUUGGAAGAUGCUGACAAAAUUAAUGAAGCUCCCGAAUUAAAAUCUCGAAAUACCUUUGACGAUAAAGAAGAUAUCAUUGGAAGUCAAGCAAAUCCAUUAAAGGAAAAUGACUCUAAUGUAUAUUUUGUGGGAGACGGGGUUAAAUUACCUUUGAAAAUGAUACCUGGUGAUGAAGGUUCCAUACAUUUAUCGGUAGAUAUAGACAAAAUUUGUUUAUGCAAAAACUCGACUUGUCCGAAAAAAAGAGAUAUUGCAGCUGUCUUAGGUACUAUUUUAGAAAAAGAAGCAGAAUUGAAAACAGAAUUGGAAUCAACAAGUCACCAUGGAUUAUCUACUAAAAUAGCUAGGAGUACUGAUAAACUUAUACAUGACUUAGAAAAUGCUGGUUUCGAUAUUCAACAAGAAAUUGUGGUUUUGCCAAAUGAAAAUGUUACAGUACCAAUUUUAACUGAAUUAAAAGAUAUUCAAACAAAUGAACAAUUAGGGUCAGAAUCUACUUUUUUUCAUGAAAAUAAGGCACCCGUAGAUUCACAAUUUAAGGAUAAUAAAAAUGAUGUAAAAAAACAAAAUCAUUUUGAAUCAAUUCAUGAGUACGUUGCUCCUACAAAAACGGAACAUAAUAGUGCAUUACCACAUAUAACAAAGGAAGAAGAAAAAAUUUUAAAUCAUUAUCUUCAAACUACAACCGAAUCAGGUAACGAAAUAACAACUUUUAGGUACAUGGAAUCGAAUUCAAAUAAUGAAAAGGAACCUGAAUAUAAAACAGCUGCUGUUACUAAAGAAUAUACAACAACAUAUAAACCCAGCAUGGAACAAGAAUUAUCUAACAAUGCUAAUGAAGAAUUUGACGAAACUCUAAAAAUUAAACCUUAUAAAAGUGCCAAAAUGGGAAAAGAAUAUAUUUCAACUCAUUACAUCGAUAAUUCGAGAACAAAUAUGGCAACAAAUGGUAAAUUUCCUACAUCGAAAUUAGAAAAGAUGGUAACUCCAGAAUCAGAUUUAACAACUAAUAUAUUAUCAUUUAUGAAAAAUCUAGCUGGAAAUUAAAUUUACGUAACUGUACAUGCUUUAAGGUUUAAAUAAAAACAUACAAGGAAAAA